Molecule: messenger RNA, 1917 nt
Organism: Leptopilina heterotoma
Lineage: Eukaryota; Metazoa; Arthropoda; Insecta; Hymenoptera; Figitidae
Product: U6 small nuclear RNA (adenine-(43)-N(6))-methyltransferase
Exons: 6
Coding region: 184-1644 (486 amino acids)
Biological process (GO): rRNA base methylation
Cellular component (GO): nucleus
Molecular function (GO): 23S rRNA (adenine(1618)-N(6))-methyltransferase activity
Source: RefSeq, a predicted model, not a curated record
UCGAGUUCGACCGAAGCCGCCAACCUGAAAUCAUCUCACUUUCAGAAGCCAUGAUUACCAUGACGCUAUCAAUAUGUGCUCCGAGUUGAAAAGUUUCUUUUUUGUGUGUGUACCGUUUUCAUCAAGAAAUUGUGCAAAGGAAACAAUAAAGUGAUUAAAAAAGUUAAGUAUCACUAAAGCAAUAUGCAUUUAAGAAAGUUUAUGCAUCCCAGAAACAAGUAUAAAGAGGAGCCUAAUUUUAAAGAAUUGGCUCUCUUGUAUCCAGAAUUUCGGAAGGUUGCUAUGACGGAUCUUUCUGGGAAAGUUCGUUUGAAUUUUAAAGAUGAUGAAAGUUUACGCGUUUUAACAAAAAUUUUACUCCGACAUGAUUUUGGUAUUGAAGUAGAAAUACCUGAGUCAAAAUUAAUUCCAGCAUUGUCACUUCGUCUUAACUAUGUUUUAUGGAUUGAAGAUCUGUUGAUACAUUCUGGAUUAAAUGACAUGAGAUUAGCUCGCGGAAUAGAUAUCGGCACAGGUGCUGUUUGUAUUUAUCCACUACUUUUUGCUAAAUUAUAUGGAUGUAAAAUGAUUGCUUCAGAAAUUGAUUUAGAGAGUAUAAAAUCUGCCGAAGAAAAUAUUAAUCGUAAUAAUAUGCAAGAACUUAUUAAAGUGAUUUCUGUACCAAAAGAAACAAUUUUAUCAAAAUUUGUAAACAAUGAGGAGAACUAUUCCUUUGUAAUGUGCAAUCCUCCUUUUUUUAAAACUGACCAUGAUUUAAAGAAAAUAAAUAAACGACUUCCACCGCGAAAUGCAUCUUCUGGGAAAGAAUCAGAAUUAAUUGUUGAGGGAGGAGAAAUAGCUUUUAUUAUGAGACUCAUUGAUGACAGUAUGAUAUUAAAGGAAAAAAUACAAAUUUACACUUCAAUGAUUGGAGUUAAAAAAAAUUUACUCUUCUUGAGAUCUGAAUUAAAGAAUCGUAAUAUUGAAAAUGUGACGUGGACGGAAUUUUGUCAGGGAUUUACUAAGAGAUGGGGCAUUGCUUGGUCCUUUUUACCAGAGAGCGUUUUAAAUUUGUCAACAGCACCAACAAUCAGAAAAAAUCCUGAGUAUAUGGAGAAGAAAAAAUAUGAAAAACCUCCAUUUGACAUUAUUUUCCCCCCUCAUGGAAACUUGAAAAAUCUUCAAGAAGUAAUUGCAAGUUUAAAAUCUUGUGUCAGAAAAUUAAAUAUUCAAUUGAAAGAGAUUCAGUUCGAGGAAAGGGAAAAUCUUUUUUGGGCAUGUCAACUGACAACUGAUCAUGACUCUUGGUGCCAAGCCAGACGAAAACGACGAAUGUCUUUGCAAUUGGAAAGUGCAUCGAAAAAAAUACGUAAUUCAGUAAAUAGUGAAUCGCAAUCUUUCUCUGCCUCCAAUAUUGUUACACAAAAGAAUGAAAAAACUUUAAGGUUAGAAAGCGAUGGACCCUUUUUAGAAUUUAUAUUGCUAUUGUAUUUAAUACAAAGCGAUGGUGAAAUUAAUGAGGACAAUUCACAAUUUAAAAUAUCGUUAAUUUUUGAAAGUGGAAGUGGAGGCAGAAAUGCUCUUGAAAGUUUUCGUCAAUUUUUGGUCAAUAAAUUAAAUGUUCGAGAAUAUUUUCAAAAACAAUUUAAAAGUAAAAAGAAGUAGAGAAAAGAUAUUUUAAAAUACUAUAAAAACAAUUUUUAUAACUUUUUAGAAAAUUACCAAAAACUGCAAUUUUCUGCACUACAUGUUCAGUAGUUAUGUGUUUCUAAAUUUGACUUGUACUUCAGUAGGAACAAUUCUCGUUAUGUAAAAAUAGAACUCUUCAGUAUUAUGCCAAAAAAGCAUUUAUUGCUUUAUGAACUCGAUUGUAUUUAUUUUGUUAAUAUUAUGUCUAAUAAUAAAUUUAGCAUUAUUAAAAAAUGUUUUUAUAACAAA